CCAUCUCAAAAAAAAAAAUGCCUCAUUUGGUUGUGUUUUUUCAAAGUGUAAGCCACAGGUCUAAGCCCAACACUGCCAAGUGUUCAGUCUGUCAGAAUUCUACUGUCACUGUUUCCUUAUUGCGGGAUCUUGCACAGGUUUACCAACCUUUCUGAGCCUCAAUUUUCUCAUAUGUAAAAGAGAAUCAUAAUACCUCCCUAAACCAUAUCACCCUUUUCAUAAGGCCAAAAAGAAAAUAUAAGUUAUUGGUCAUGACACAUUUGAGUUGGACCUCGGAUUAGAUAAAAAGAUGAAAAUACUCCAGCUCUGUCCUCAUGGAACUCAGAGACAAGCAGGAAAGAAAAUCUGACCCAAAUAACUACAGUACAAAUAACCCAUGUUAUGACAAGAUUCAGAGUGCUCAAGGAACACUUCCCAUUCCCUUAAAAAAAAAAAUUUAGGGGCUAUCCAGUAACUAAGCUGGCAACUCCAAGUGCCCUGGACCCCAGUCACCAAUCCAUCCUCUCAGUCUGUCAGCUUUCCAUCCUAAAUCUCUAAAAUUCAUCCAUAUCUUCCUAUCUUCACUGACACUAUCCAACUUAAUUAAGUCAUUCAACAAAUACUUGAGUACCUACUAUCCUAGAUGUCAGAAAUCAGUGGUGAACAAGACAGACACCUCAUGAAGCUCACAUUCUAGUUGGAGGAAAAAACCUUAACAAGGAAGCAAAAGAAAUAAAAUACUAAGAAACUAAAAGGGUGCUGGACACAGUUACUUUACAGUGGUAAAGUAGGAAGGUCUCUCUCUGUUCUUCCAGGACAGAAUAUAGCCCCAUCUUGCCUGGGCUACUGCAACAUAUUGCCUUCCCUACCUCUUUUCUUACACCUUGCAAUCUGCUUCACACAGCAGUCAAAGUGACUCUUUAAACAUGUAAAGCCUUUGUCACAUGUUCCCUGUCAAUCUAAAAUAAUUUAAAAGGUCAGAAUCUAGUUUAAAGAGAGUUUAUUCAAGCACAAAGGUUGAGGAUGGCCUGCCCAGGAAGCACAGAAUGGAAAAAUAUGUCUGUCUUAAAAAGGAUGGAAGUCAGUGUUCCAAAGUGUGAAAGUUUGGGUUCAGUGAGGUUUAACAGAAUUUCAACAUCUUUCUAUGCAAGGCUUAAUGCAUAGUUACAAUGAUCUGAGUAGUUAAGGUGGUCUUUUUCCUUCAAGAAAGGUAUAUUUAACAUCACACCCUGCAGAUGUAACUGUCAUGGGGUCAGUUCAGUUCAGGGCACCAUCUAGUCUGAGUUAGGUGCAGGACAAUAAAGGAGGCUGUCUAUUACAAACAUCAGUAAUUGAGAGGGAAGAAAUCUGGUCUCUGCUCUUUCCUAGUCAUUACAGAACAAGAACAAUGAGGAAGAGAAUUAAGCUAUAAUUCUAAGAAGCAGAACUACAAAACAUGCUACAUGGACUCAGACCACAGACACAUCUCUCUCAAAGCUUAAAGUAUUUGGGAGGUUCCAACAGCUUUUAGGUUUUAUUUAUUUUCACAUUCCAUUGCAAUCAGAAUCAGACUAAAUUGCAUUCAGCAAAAAAGUUUUUUGAAGCCGGGGGCGGUGGCUCAUGCCUGUAAUCCCAGCACUUUGGAAGGCUGAGGAAAGCAGAUCACCUGAGGUCAGGAGUUCAAGCCCAGCCUAACCAACAUGGUGAAACCCUGUCUCUACUAAAAAUUCAAAAAUUAGCCGGGCGUAGUGGGCGUCUGUAAUCCCAGCUACUGAGGAGGCUGAGGCAGGAGAAUCACUUGAACCUGGGAGGCAGAGGUUGCAGUGAGCCGAGAUCGUGCCACUGCACUCCAGCCUGGGUGACAGAGUGAGACUCCAUCUCAAAAAAAAUAAUUUUGAACACCUACAUUAGGGCACUGCUCAAUGGGAAUGAAUAGACAAUAUCUCUGCCUUAAAAGAGCUUACAUUUUAGUGAGAGGAAAUGAGAAAAUACACACCAUUUAAAAAACAAUUCAGUCGAUAAGAAGGGCAUUAGAGAAAAAGACUGGGAGGAGCGAUGGGCAAUGGUUCAGGCUGCGAUGUUUUAAACCGCUCACGUGAUCUAGCCCUUCCUAACCACCAGUCCUGUUGCCCUCCCGCCUCAGUAUAUUUCAGUCCCUUACAUGCAAUACUCUUCUCUCUUUAUUAGGCUUCUGCAGAUGUUUCCCUCUGCCUGAACCCUUUCUUCAGCUCAGCUCAAAUACCCCCUUCCUCUGAGAAAACUUCCCACAAGGCUAGAUUUCUAUUCUAGGCUUCCGCAACACCUGCCCCUCACCUUUAAACACCGCUCAUAUUCUGACUUUACAUCCCGCUUGUAUCUGUUUAUCGCUCAUAAUAUCAAGUAAGCUCCAUGCGGGCACAGCUAUGAUCUGCUUUCUUUGCUGCCGACCCUGCGCCCAGCACGGAGACUGUAGUUACUACUAGGACCUCGCCUACCCGCGGAACACACUGAGAGCCGGAAGUGUUGCCUUCGCUCCGGACGACCGGAUGGGGAACUGCGCGGCCCACCGGGCAACCGGAAGCAUAGCGUUCCUGUCCGGAAGUCCUGAGAGGGAAACGCCCGCAAAGGCUGGUUUUUAAGCGGGAGCAUCUCUUCACUCGCAGCAAGUGCGCGUGCGCUGCUUCUCUCAGCCCAAAUUGGAAACAUGGCCGUACGGUCGCUGUGGGCGGGCCGGCUGCGGGUGCAUCGCCUACUGGCCUGGAGUGCCGCGUGGGAGAGCAAGGGAUGGCCGCUUCCAUUCAGCACUGCCACCCAGAGAACUGCUGGUGAGGACUGCCGUUCUGAGGACCCUCCUGAUGAGCUUGGGCCCCCUCUUGCUGAACGAGCCUUAAGGGUAAAAGCUGUUAAACUGGAGAAAGAAGUCCAAGAUUUAACAGUGAGAUACCAGAGAGCUAUAGCUGAUUGUGAAAACAUAAGGAGGCGAACCCAGAGAUGUGUGGAAGACGCCAAGAUAUUUGGAAUCCAGAGUUUCUGUAAGGACUUGGUGGAGGUGGCUGACAUUUUGGAGAAGACUACAGAGUGCAUUUCUGAAGAAUCGGAGCCUGAGGACCAAAAGCUCACUCUGGAGAAAGUCUUCCGAGGGUUGUUGCUUUUAGAAGCAAAGCUGAAAAGUGUGUUUGCCAAGCAUGGCCUGGAGAAACUGACACCCAUUGGUGACAAAUAUGACCCCCAUGAGCAUGAACUCAUCUGUCAUGUGCCAGCUGGUGUUGGGGUGCAGCCUGGCACUGUGGCAUUAGUAAGACAAGAUGGCUACAAACUUCAUGGCCGCACCAUUAGGCUUGCCCGAGUGGAAGUGGCAGUGGAGUCUCAGAGAAGACUGUGAAGAGGCCAUCAGGAACUGGAUGUUCUCCCAGAGCGCAGUCACCUAUGUUUCUUUUAUUUAUUAAACUAGGUUUGUAUUGUACAUGAGGUACUUCAUGUGAUAGGUUUUGGAUUUAGUCAUAUUGGCUUUAUUUCUAAGAUAUUCUAUUGAUUUAAUGUGACCUGUUUGGUCUCAUCAGAAGUCUUACCAUUGGGCAUUUGAACAGUGUGACAGGUGUUCCAAUGGCCUUUAUCAAAACAUGUUUAGGAAAAUUGGUACUGUGAUAAAUUUGAAUCCAAAAUCCUUUUAACUAUGGGUUUUCAACUACAUGUUUCUUCCUAGCGGUCUCUAUAACAGGAAUUGUGUAGUAUCUUGUAUUUUGUGGAAAAAGGAGAUGGUAGGGAUUGGUUCAACAUUGGGGUACUUACAGGAUAAAGCUUCGUGGUCGUAUAAAUUUAGAUCAUUUGGACUGAUUUUUAUACACAUAGAUUUUCAGGACUUUACCUUUUGUUUUGUUUUUUUCCUUUUAGCCAUCUUUUGUUCUUGUAAUCCCAACUAGAUAGGCUUUAUGCUCACAUCAUUGUCCCAUACCCACCCCUUUCUCAGCCCAUUUGCAGGGGCUAAAGGUCUAGAUGAGACUUGGAAGGCAAGGAGCAUCGAAAUUUGAGAUACCCAGGACCCUUUCAAGCAAGAAUGGCCAAAAAGCCUUGUGCUGUCUUUGCUCUUCAAAUUAUUUUCAGCCUCCUUGUCAUAUAAUCAUUUCAGGCAAACUGAGGCAGCACUAACAGCUAAUGACCCAGAUGGCUCUAUUUGGGUAAUUUACCUACAACUUAUUCCACCAGCCUUUACUCCUCUGCCCUUUUGUCAAUUUUACCUUAUAAUCCUUUAUUAAAUGAUGGGAGGUGGUGAUCAGGACAAAAGUGUUAGGUUCCCAUGAUUUCUCAUUUCAUUUAUUAAUGGUUAAUGCUGAAUUUUUUUUUAAGUUUCCUCUGGCUCUAUUUAUGUUAUUUUUUGCGAUAAGAACACUUAACAUAAGUAUUCUCUCCUCUUGGCAAUUUUUUUUUUUUUCCUGUGUUGCCCAGGCUGACCUCCAACUCCUGGGCCCAAGCAAUCCUGCCUCAGCCUGCCAAGUAGCUAGGACUACAGGCGUUCACCACUGCGCCCGCAAAGUUUUUUUGUUGUUUUUUUUUUUAAGUUGGUAUUCACAAAUCACUACCUCUGUUAUAUUGACAAGCUCUAUUUCCUAUUCUUUGUAUCUGUUAAGUCACAUUUGUGUAAACAUUGAGCUCACCUUUUAUAUAUUAACCUCUAGAAUUAAUGGGCCUAUGUGGUUUUUUUUCAGUCUUAUAGCUGGUGUUCUGUAAAAGAUUUGUCCAAUAAACGACUUAAUGAAUGAUACAUCAGUCAGAUUUUAGGAAGGCAGUCAAUUAUGGAUAUUUUAAUGUUGGAAGAGGCCUUAAUGAUCAAAUCUCACCCUUUCUGCUUCUGAAGUAUGAAAAUCUAGUCUUUUUAGGACUGGACACAAGGAAAAUAAUCUCUAAACUAUUGACUAAAUUCCAGUGAGAGUAUGAAUGAAGAACAACUAGAUAUUAAUGUCAAUCAUUUAAGAUUAAUGGGCAUGCAAUUAAGUCUCCAUUUAAGAUUAAUGGGCAUGCAAUGAAGUCUCCAGCAGACAAUCAGAUGUUGUUGGAUGUCUAGAUUAUAUAGGUUUAGGUUGAAGUUAUAAAAUAAAAUAAAAUUCAUUUUCCACUGGAACUCUAUGACAUUCAGUGGAGUGGUGGAAAGUUAACCUCUUAUACAUUAUAGAUAAUUCUAAGACAGCACACAAACUUAUCAAUAAAGCCAUCUCCUUGUGGGCCUUACCAUCUUCAUCAGAUUUAGACCCUUAAAAAACAAGUAAAUAUGCACUUUUAAAAUGCAAUCAAAAGACUGGUGGUUAAGCUUGUAAAACCAGAACAUCUUUUGGCAUUCCACUAAGUAUAUAUUGUAAAUUUAAUGAACAAUCAAGGUUCACAAUAGGAAGUUGUCUUUUUUUGCCUUCCAUUCUGUGAGAUUUGACAGAUGGUGACAAUAAGAAAAUGAGCUGAUUGUAAUUACUCUCUGUGUGUUUUUUUAUUGCUAGCUAUCAUUACCAGUUAGAAUUAACAAUAAUUUUAGGUAUGGAAUGUUAUGAUUACCUAAAGAGAUGUCUCUACCUAAUGAGCUCAAGUGAUCCUCCCACCUCAGCCUACCAAGUAGCCAGGACCACAGGCAAGUACACCACCAUGACUGGCUAGUUUUGUUUUUUGUUUUUUGGUUUUUUUUUUUUUUGGUUGGUUGGUUGUUUUUUACAGGCGGGGUCUCACUAUAUUGUCCAGGCUAGAAGAAUUUUCUAAUGGUCUAUUACACCUCCCAUUUUGGCAAGUAAAUUCAGAAUAAUUUUAGGUUCUUUUGUUAUUCAGUAGUUUUGCAGACUUAAAAGUGUAAAUUUAGAAUUAGAAGAUGAAGCUAUAGUAGUAAGAAUCUCAAGUUGAAGGGCUUUGGGGAGCCAAAGCAGCAUAUUAGAGCAUAGGCUUGAACUUAAAUCUCAGCUCAGUCACCUGCAGGACUUUAGGCACCAGUGAUUUCACCCUUCUGAGCCUGUUUCUUUAUUCGUAAAAUGAUUAUAAUAAUUCUUUCACAGCGUUGUGAGGAUUAAGUGAAAUGUGUUAAAUGCCUACUACAGUAGGUGCUCAGAUAUUUAUUUUUAUUUUUUUAUUAUGCACAUUGUUUUUCCUGCCUUUUUAUGGCUGUCUAAAGUCUAGAGAAAAGGGAAGACUGGUUAAUGAUGAGUAGAAAAAACUUGUAAGCUAAUCAUUCACUGACUUAUUUUCCUUCCAUUUUCUGGUUUUUAAAAUUAGCCACACCACAGGAAACCCACAUUUUUAGAUGGAAAGAGCAAGAAAAUUGUGUCAGUGCUCUUAGUUAUUUUCAUCUUAAUGGUAUAGUGAAAAGACAUUGACUUGAGAUGAUACUAAGGAAGCUUUGGCUCACUCUCACUUGAAGAGGGGAUCUUGGUGUUUUAGUACUUGGAUUGUACAAAUGUUUUACUGACUUUUCUUACUGCUGUAAAGGAAUCAGGCAGUUGGGUAUUGAUAUGUUAUUUGGUGCUCUCAUUCAUGGCAAAGGAUUUGAUAAAUAAAAGUUAUUUAAACACUAAAGCAAAAUCAAAUGAGCAAAACUAAGGAUGAAAUGUAAUAUUCAUCAGAACAAGGAUCACUGAGAAAAAAUAUUCAGAAACAACUUUAAUAAAACCUGAAUUGAAAUAACUGCA
Molecule: messenger RNA, 6590 nt
Organism: Pan troglodytes (chimpanzee)
Lineage: Eukaryota; Metazoa; Chordata; Mammalia; Primates; Hominidae
Gene: GRPEL2
Product: GrpE like 2, mitochondrial
Exons: 4
Coding region: 2642-3319 (225 amino acids)
Biological process (GO): protein folding; protein import into mitochondrial matrix
Cellular component (GO): PAM complex, Tim23 associated import motor
Molecular function (GO): protein homodimerization activity; protein-folding chaperone binding; adenyl-nucleotide exchange factor activity
Source: RefSeq, a predicted model, not a curated record